AUGCCUAAAACAAUAGGUUUCUCCGAGAACCUUCUCCAGAGUACCCGAUUUUCUAGUUCCACGGGUUCUGGAAAUGAUGUUUGUCUCAAUCUCAGUGAUUUUAUACGAAAAGAUGAGUGUCCGGAUCCCCAUGACGAAGAUGAUGAUGAUACAAGCGAAGAUGAUUAUUUCGAUGACCUAGAUGAUUCUGAUGAGGACAAAAGCCAAGACGAUGAUGAUAGUGAUAAUGAUGAUGAUGAUGCCACAAGUGAUGAUGAUUCUUUGAACACCCAUGACGAUGAUGAUACUUCUGAUGAGGACAAAAUGAAGAUGACAUUUCGUUUUUCCGAUGAUAAUGAUAAUAAUGAUGAUACUUCUGACGACGAUGAGAUUAAUCGCCAAUGA
Messenger RNA from Gigantopelta aegis, 384 nucleotides. RefSeq names its product prostatic spermine-binding protein-like. Bases 1 to 384 code for a protein of 127 amino acids. The transcript has a single exon. NCBI's taxonomy places the organism in Eukaryota, Metazoa, Mollusca, Gastropoda, Neomphalida, Peltospiridae. The record is from RefSeq and is a predicted model, not a curated record.